AUGAAGGAAAGGGCGCAAGGAGAGAAAGGGCGACCAAAAAAGUACAGGGUCUAUGGUCCCCAACCCAACCUAGGGAAAGCCAACGUGCGAACGCAACUGACCGAUCCGAUGUUCGAGGAAGUGUUUCGAGAUUUCAAACAUAUGAGGCGCUUGUUGAAGACGUUACUGAUGGGUUGCGACAGUUACUCAGAUGGAAUGGCCUCUUUUGUGGAGGGCGCGAUUGGUCUCUCCAGCCACUUUGAAUCAAUUCUUAACAAUAGCGAGAAAUGGAGAUACAGACUUCCAACCAGAAAACUUUAUGCCCCUUCUGGUAGCCCAUUUGUCCACGAUCAGCACAUGCCUGAUUCCUAUCAAUAUGAUAAAUCUCCUUUAGAACCCCUCUCGAUCGCUUCGCAGAAUUGUAUGUCCCAAAACUUCCUGAGUAAGCACAAUGUUCGCAACUUCAGAUGCCGACAAGAGGUCGCUCGUGGAAGGAUUAAGGCCGACUUGAAACUGAUGGAUAGAGCGCUCCGGCAACCCCUAGUCAGAGUCCAUGAACUGUGUUUGCAAAUAAGUGAACUCGCAAGGGCGCGGGAGACGUGCGUCGCAAAAGUGCUUGACUGUACCGCCAAAUAUGACCAGUGGCGAGAGAAAAACAGGAAGCAUAUGGGGCCGCGCCAGGUGCGCGACAAGUUAAGACAUGCGCGGGAUCUGGAACUCGAGAGGAUGAAAUACGAGUCGCUCAAUGCUACCACCAAGGUUAAAGUACAAGUAUUUUUGACACUUUUCGCCAGGCUGAUGGAGAAGUGGGUUGAGGGCUUUAUCCUGAACUCUUAUUCCCUAGCGUUCACAUUGUACAGCAACAUAGGGUGUGCCGAAGAGGUGUUUGGAAUGGUUAGCCAACCCGUGGCCAGCCAGCUGGACGGCUUGUCGGCCCAGGACUGUGUCUCGGACGGUCAUCUGAUCCCUCCAGAAACUUGUCCUCCUCACGGCGCAGGGUGCGCUUCUGGACAGGCGCAGAUGCCAAUGCAGGACAUUGUCACAAAGUUUCGCAGCGAUAUAGAUUGCGUAAACAUGCACAUGAGUGAUCUCCGGAUCACGGACUUUGCCCGUUUUUACAAUGCCACAAUUUGUUCUGCCAAGGAAAGCGCCAAAACCCAAUCUCAAGAGUACGCCAUCCAUGGAUCAGUGCCUUUGCUAUAUGCUACUGCGCUCUACGAUUAUGGCAUGGACGAUGCCGGGUAUCAAUUGGGAGAUCUGACUUUCCACCGUGGAGAAGUAAUAAGGGUGAUACGGAAAAACGAUCCCAGCUGGUGGUACGGCGAAUCCAUGCGAACUAAGCACCGGGGCUACCUCCCUUCCAACUACAUUGUGGUUGAACGGUAUACGUGA
This is a messenger RNA of Lachancea dasiensis, 1371 nucleotides long. The record is from the annotation of a GenBank genome assembly. Lineage: Eukaryota; Fungi; Ascomycota; Saccharomycetes; Saccharomycetales; Saccharomycetaceae.